UUAGUACACUGUAUAUAUACAUAUAUAUAUAUAUAUAUAUAUACAUCCCAUAAUGCGCAGACAUACCGUUGACAAUGGGAAUUUUGAAAAAUGCCUUGCUUUGAUCGAAGAAGAAUGGUAGGAGAGUGAUAAUUAGCGCGUAUCGGUUGUGUAUAUACACCGCGGCGCCACUGAACUCCAGUGUAGCAACUCAUCUCGUAUUACGAUCGUAUCACGUCGUCGUUUCUUUACUCGUGUCUCGUGAAAGCUUAAUCCUAUCGUAAAAUGCCUCCGAAUUUGGACGAUUGCGUGAAAAUGGCGGAAUAAAAUGGCAGGACGUAGAUCGACUUUAAGCAAUGUCGAAUCCUUAUCGGGAUCAGGAAAUACUGAUCCUUUAAGAGAAUUAUUCGAAGCCUGUAAAACUGGUGAUCUUACGAGAGUUAAGGCGUUGGUUACACCAAAGACAGUUAAUGCACGAGAUACCGCUGGACGCAAGGCCACUCCACUGCACUUUGCAGCUGGCUAUGGGAGAAUAGACGUAGUAGAGUUUCUUCUUUCUGCCGGUGCAUCGAUUCAAGCAAGAGACGAUGGUGGUUUACAUCCACUGCAUAACGCAUGUUCUUUCGGACAUUCCGAUGUUGUAAGAUUACUUCUUGAAGCAGGAGCUAAUCCUAAUACAAGAGAUAAUUGGAAUUAUACACCUUUGCAUGAAGCUGCCAUUAAGGGUAAGAUAGACGUAUGCAUAGUAUUGUUGCAACAUGGAGCUGAUGCAAAUAUUAGAAAUGCCGAGGGAAAGACUGCAUUGGAAUUGGCAGACGCUGCUACUAAGCCAGUUUUAACAGGAGAAUAUAGAAAGGAUGAACUUUUAGAAGCUGCAAGAUCAGGAAACGAAGAAAGAUUAUUACAGCUUUUAAAUCCACUUAAUGUCAAUUGUCACGCUAGUGAUGGACGAAGAUCAACACCUUUGCAUUUAGCAGCUGGAUAUAAUAGAUCUAGAGUUGUACAAAUUCUUCUUCAAAAUGGUGCGGACGUACACGCGAAGGACAAAGGAGGACUUGUUCCCCUUCAUAAUGCUUGUUCUUAUGGACAUUUCGAAGUAACAGAAGCACUUCUUAAACAUGGAGCUGCUGUAAAUGCUAGCGAUUUAUGGGCAUUUACUCCAUUGCAUGAAGCCGCUAGCAAAUCCAGAGCAGAAGUUUGUUCUUUACUUUUAAGCGAAGGUGCAGAUCCAACUCAAUUGAAUUGUCACAGCAAAAGCGCUAUCGAUGUUGCACCUACCGUAGAAUUACAAGAAAGAUUAGCAUACGAAUAUAAAGGCCAUUGUUUAUUGGACGCCUGCAGGCAGGCUGAUCCAACUAAAUUGAAAAAGUAUUUGUCUCAGGAUGUUGUCAAUUUUAAACAUCCAUAUACCGGGGAUACGCCAUUGCAUUGCGCGGUUGCAUCGCCUUAUCCAAAACGAAAACAGAUUAUCGAAAUUUUGAUUAGAAAAAAUGCUGCCAUGAAUGAGAAAAAUAAAGACUUUCUUACGCCUUUACACGUGGCUACUGACCAUUCGCAUUACGAUGCAAUGGAUAUAUUACUUAGGCAUAAUGCUAAAGUAAAUGCAUUAGAUGGCCUAGGACAAACUGCUUUACACAGGUGCGUUAGAGAGGACAAUGUGCAAGCAUGUAGAAUAUUGUUAUCGUACAACAUCGAUCCUUCAAUUGUAUCUCUUCAAGGUUAUACGGCGGCACAAGUUGCCGCGGAAAAUGUUUUAAAAAUAUUACAAGAUCCACCUAGUGGAACCGACGACGCAGAAGCACAGCUUUUAGAAGCUAGUAAAUCCGGCGAUUUGAAUGCUGUAAAAAGAAUUUUACAAACAAAUCCACAUGCCGUAAAUUGUCGCGAUUUAGAUGGCCGACACUCUACACCUCUGCAUUUUGCAGCAGGUUUUAAUAGAGUGCCCGUCGUCGAAUACCUUUUGGCACAUGGUGCGGAUGUGCAUGCCAAAGAUAAAGGCGGAUUGGUGCCCCUUCACAAUGCUUGCUCUUAUGGUCAUUACGAAGUAAUAGAAUUAUUAGUAAAACAUGGCGCAUCAGUGAAUGUCGCAGAUUUGUGGAAAUUUACUCCCCUUCACGAGGCCGCGGCUAAAGGUAAAUGCGAAAUCGUUCGAUUGUUAUUAAGGCACGGCGCAGAUGCAACUAAAAAAAAUAGAGACGGAGCAACUCCUCUUGAUCUAGUAAGAGAAGGGGACCAAGAUGUUGCAGAUUUAUUGUGUGGAAAUAGUGCCCUUUUGGAUGCCGCAAAAAAAGGAAAUCUAGCCAGGGUGCAAAGGCUGGUUACGCAAGAUAACAUCAAUUGCAGAGAUACCCAAGGUCGGAACAGUACGCCUUUACAUUUUGCUGCGGGUUAUAACAACUUAGAGGUAGCAGAAUUUUUGCUAGAAAGAGGAGCGGAUGUAAACGCACAAGAUAAGGGUGGCUUAAUACCUUUACAUAAUGCUUCAAGCUAUGGACAUUUGGAUAUAGCGGCAUUACUUAUUAAAUAUAAUACAAUAGUAAAUGCAACUGACAAAUGGGGCUUUACACCACUCCAUGAGGCUGCACAAAAAGGAAGAACACAAUUGUGUGCUCUUUUAUUAGCACACGGUGCCGAUCCUUUUCUUAAAAAUCAAGAAGGACAAAGUCCAGUAGAUUUAGCGAGUGCGGACGAUGUACGUUGUUUGUUGCAAGAUGCUAUGGCUUCCCAGCAAGUAGUGCCGUCUGUACCAUCGGGUAAUAAUGGCGUUGGUCUUGGGAUUAACAUUAAUGGGAAUGGUGGUAGUACUAUUAAUAGUAGACCACCUAGUAUCGUUGCCGUACCAGUAACUCCACCACCACCGCUUACUCAAGAAACAGUUAUUAUGCCUUCUGGAGCUGCAAUGACUUUAUGCGUUCCGUUAGCUCGGCCAUCGUCUUGUCUAAGCCCUAUGCCACCAUCUGACUCGAAUUCUGAAAGAGAAUCUAAAGAUAUGUGCAAAGAAAAUAAUAGUUCGAACAUUACGACCGUAGCGGGCUUCCUUCAAAGUCUUGGAUUAGAACAUUUGCUCGAAUUAUUUGAAAGGGAACGUAUUACGUUGGAUAUAUUGGCGGAAAUGUGUCAUGAAGAUUUGAAACAAGUUGGCGUAACUGCUUAUGGAUAUAGGCAUAAAUUAAUUAAAGGAAUGGAAAAAUUAUUAACCACCGCCACGGGAACACUAUGGCAACCGUCCAUUACUCCUGGUACAUUGUUAGUGGAUUUGUUGACCGAGGAUAAAGAAUUUUUAGCUGUGGAAGAGGAAAUGCAAAGUACCAUUAGACAGCACAGAGAUAAUGGACAUGCCGGUGGUAUCUUUUCACGGUAUAACAUUGUUAGGAUACAAAAGGUUCAAAAUCGGAAAUUGUGGGAACGUUAUGCCCAUAGAAGACAAGAAGUAGCUGAAGAAGUUGGUGCAGCUGCUCCAGCAUCGCCUGGAACAGGUCCUAGAUCCACACCAAGUUCUGCAGUUCCUCAAGCAAAUGAAAGAAUGUUAUUUCAUGGCAGUCCCUUUAUAAAUGCAAUUGUACAGAAAGGUUUCGACGAAAGGCAUGCAUAUAUCGGCGGUAUGUUUGGUGCUGGGAUAUAUUUUGCAGAGCAUAGUAGCAAAAGCAAUCAAUAUGUAUAUGGUAUAUGCGGAGGUACUGGGUGUCCUUCUCAUAAGGAUAGAAGCUGUUACAUCUGUCACAGGCAUUUAUUACUUUGUCGAGUUACCCUGGGUAAAUCGUUCCUACAAUUUUCUGCAAUGAAGAUGGCUCAUGCACCGCCUGGUCAUCAUAGUGUAAUGGGUAGACCAUCCCAAGGUGGUUUGGCUUUCCCUGAAUAUGUUGUGUAUAGAGGAGAACAAGCAUACCCUGAAUACUUAAUAACAUACCAAAUUGCAAGACCUCAACAAGAAAGUGGUGGAAGUGAAAGUGUUGAGGAACGGUGAUCAGAAGAGCCAGGCCCUGCAGCAAGAUUACGAAGCUUAUGUUGCUGCCAGAGACCAAGAACACACGGUACCUUGUCUUAGAACUGAUUAUGACUUUAUUCAUUGUAUUCAAAUUUCUUUGAUUGAAUCAACAAAUGUUAUCCAUGAUAACGAUAAUCCAAUUGACUAUAAGAACUGAUACAGGCAUUUAAUUUUCAGUAUAUUUUAAUUAUUAUUAUUAUUAUAUAUAUAUAUAAACAUACAAAUUCACAUGUGCAUUGAGAAUUUACAUUAGAACAGAUAUAUUUUCCAACAGUAUUAUAAUUAAAAAUUUAUUCCUUAUUUAUAUAUAUGGAUAUCUUUAUGGGGGGUGGGGGGCGGGGGGGAGUAUUAUAUUUUAGACUAAACAUUUUGAUUCUGAAAAGUAUUUGAAAUAUGAGACAAUAUGAUAAAUAAAUUUUCAACAGAUUGUUUUCUUAAGUAUAUUUUUUUUUUUUUUUAUCAAAUGGUAUGAUAAUAAAUG
Vespa velutina is the source of this 4445-nucleotide messenger RNA. RefSeq names its product poly [ADP-ribose] polymerase tankyrase (gene Tnks). The transcript has 12 exons. Bases 308 to 3943 code for a protein of 1211 amino acids. The record is from RefSeq and is a predicted model, not a curated record. Lineage: Eukaryota; Metazoa; Arthropoda; Insecta; Hymenoptera; Vespidae. Gene Ontology annotation, molecular function: NAD+ poly-ADP-ribosyltransferase activity; protein binding.